This is a messenger RNA of Botrytis byssoidea, 1165 nucleotides long. RefSeq lists its product as uncharacterized. Bases 286 to 1080 code for a protein of 264 amino acids. The transcript has 4 exons. Lineage: Eukaryota; Fungi; Ascomycota; Leotiomycetes; Helotiales; Sclerotiniaceae. Gene Ontology annotation, molecular function: 2 iron, 2 sulfur cluster binding. The record is from RefSeq and is a predicted model, not a curated record.
GAAAUUUGUCGCUUGGGAUGACGCGAUGAGGCUAGCCAUUUGAUAGCGAUUAGAAAAUAUAUCUCCGGCCUCGCAACUUCCCUUACCCAUCAACCAGAACUAUUUUAACUAAAUCUUCGUCUAUUCAUCAUUGAUUCGACUAACAUUUCGAUACCAACCUACCUACCUACUUUCCGUAAACUGAACAAGAGAAACUCUAUACACCCCACGAUUUCUUAAAUAAAGCAACGAAACUACCCCCCACCAGCAACAUCCACCCCACUACAAACAGAGAAAAGUAUCAAGAUGUCAACUCUUAUCGAUAUUACAACAGAAGAAGAAUGGCAGAAGCACACUGAAUCUCUGCCAUCAUCGACUCUGCAGAUCAUCAACUUUCACGCACCAUGGGCAGCACCAUGCGCGCAAAUGACAACCGUCCUCCGUACCCUCGCGCUAUCCUAUCCCCCAACGACACCCCCAACCACCUCGUGGGUUUCCAUGAAUGCUGAAGAAGUAAUUUCCGUCUCCGAUGCUUUUGACGUAACCGCGGUCCCAUACCUCGUCCUCACCCGCAACAAUGUAGUCCUCGAGACCGUCUCCGGCAGCGACGCCACCAAAGUCCGCAAUGCCAUUGAAAAACACGCCAACUCCCCCUCCUCCUCCACAAACGGUACACCUGCCAAGCCCGUCCCCAGUAUAAACCAUGCCUCUACCGCGCCAUCAGCAACCGCACCUACCACUUCUACCGAAUCCGAAGAGCCAAUGUCUAAAGAAGAUCUCCACGCUCGCUUAUCCAAUCUUGUAAAGGCAGCUCCUGUGAUGUUAUUCAUGAAAGGAACACCUUCCGCACCCCAAUGCGGUUUUUCCCGUCAACUCGUUGCUUUAUUGAGAGAAAAAUCGGUGAAAUAUGGAUUCUUUAAUAUUUUGGCCGAUGAUGAGGUAAGGCAGGGUCUGAAGGAAUUUGCGGAUUGGCCUACUUUCCCACAAUUAUGGAUGGAUGGAGAACUUGUUGGAGGUCUGGAUAUUGUCAAAGAAGAAGCAGCAAAUGAUCCAGAUUUCUUCACUGCAUAUAGUGUUGCUAAACCAGCAGCAGCGGCGUAGAAAAGGAGAAGGUUGGGAAUUUGAUAAUAUCGGACACUAGGAAAAACCAGGAGAUAUACCCUAUUAAAGACAUUUUUUGCGCAUG